AUGUUGAUCCCGUCGAUGGUAAGAUCGUGGAGCGGCCAGGAUUCGAGCGUACGACGUGCGGGAGGCGUUCACAAAUACAAUUACGACGCCAAAAACGACCUCAUCACCAUGGUUCUACUUACAAGGAGGGACCCGAGUGAGUGUGAUUGCUCUCAGUCUGUCUUACCCCUUCAUCCGGACGAGGCAGAUUGUUGACAGCACAUUGGCAGCAAGCAUAUGAACCACCGACGUAGCUCUCGCCGAUCGUCUAAGGCGUUCAAGUAUCAACUAAAUCAGUUGAUGUAAUGAUUUCUCCUCAUUAAGCCAAU
Messenger RNA from Colletotrichum destructivum, 308 nucleotides. RefSeq lists its product as uncharacterized. The transcript has a single exon. The record is from RefSeq and is a predicted model, not a curated record. NCBI's taxonomy places the organism in Eukaryota, Fungi, Ascomycota, Sordariomycetes, Glomerellales, Glomerellaceae. The coding region runs from base 1 to 195 and encodes 64 amino acids.